AUGAAUCUGAGUGACAGGUCGAGCUUGCACCCCUUUUUCGACAAGACCCGCCGUAGUAAAGCUUCAACUGCCCUGGAACAGCAACCAAUCUCGCCAGCCCUCGAUAGAACUACAGCGGACGCCGGAUCAGAUGCCGGAAGCAAUGAACCUAAACAGAAGAAGCGGGCUGGCAGAAAGAAAGUCAAGGCUGAGGCUUCGGUUGGCACAGCCAGACAGGGAUCGAUACUGUCUCUCACCCAGGGUCGGGUCGCAGAAGGGCACGCUGGCAAGGAUGAAGCUACCUCCUUGGAGGAGGACCCUAAUCUCAACCGCCGGAAGCGUCGCAGGACUACCCCCGCAGAGGAUGGUGUUGUGCCGACUCCUGGAGAGCUACAGCCUGGUGCUCCAUCGUCACUAUCCUGGCACGAACAACUACUCGCAGAGGCAGAGAAGGGCUCUGAGGUGGUACAGCUGAGAAGCCUAGGUACAGCAGCCGCGGAACAUAGCGCAAGCGACAGCGCUCUUGUCCCACAGACACCACCGCUCGAUGAGCCUUCAAUCUCGUUGCCUUCGCCGGCACAGAUCGAGGUCCCCCACUCACCGCUACCGCUGGCCCAGAGCCGCCUGAGCACGCUGGACGUCGCUGGUCAUGGAGUCAAUCUUGAGCAGCCUUCAGCAUCUCCACGAAAGAUGACGCCUAAGAAGAUGCUGAGGCUGAAUGCCGCAGGCAGGUUCAGCUCGCCCGUAUCAAGUCCACAACCAGCACCGAGCGACAUUGCGAAGAAAAUUUCGCCUGGUAAAAGGAAACGGUCUAGAAGAGUCAAAGGUCACAAAAUGAUUGUGAUACGGUACGGACAAACUGGUCAGGAUAGAGCUGCAAUCGGUGGGAGAAUUCAACAGAUCCUGGAUUCCAACAAAACAGUGGCGGAUUCGCCGACAAAGCCCAAGAAGCCAGUUGGUCCACCGAAGCCCACCCAUCCAUUUUUCCUAGGGAAGACAAGUCAGGCCUCUGGCAAUGGAUUAGAAACGGGCUCUAAAGCGACCACUCAAGACACUUCUGAACAGGCCGAUGUCUUCUCUAGACCUAUGAAGACGGCUUCGACACCUGGAAAGAUUAGGGCUCUAGCUCUAGCAGCUCACCCUCCAGACUCCGGUAUAUCCUCCUUUGCCGCUUUCGGAAUAGAGCGAGCUAAGUUGUUAAGAUAUCCGGGAUCGAGAGAAGCCCCUUGGCCUUGGAAAGGCACAGCUCAUGUUCGGGAGCCGUUAGAUGUCCAGUUGGUGUCUGGUCUUGUCCGGGAACCGUCCGCAUCCGUGACUCGUGGUUCCUUACCUGGUCGUCGGAAAAUGAAGGAUAACGUCAUUCAAAUAUCUACACAGGAGAAUCUUAUCUCCUUGUGCUCAUGUGCUCUGGGCAUCAGUUCAAGGAAGGAUGCGCCGCAUGAAGAAGACCGGGUUCCGGAGAUGCUACGUGUGCCGAAAAGAUUACUUGUGACUGGGGCAGACAUGCAGUGUGCCGCCCGAAGGGAACUUCGAUCAUUCUCUGCGCUUCACAAUCAGGAUGAGUCAGAAAUUUUCACCGCAGAUGAUCACCUUGCGAUCGCCCAUCCAGCAUUGCGAAGGCUGUACAAGAGUAUCAACAGCACACUGACAGCGUGGGAGAAAGGCCAAUGCGAGACGCGGACCUGGACACAGAAGUAUGCGCCAAAAGUUGCCGAAGACGUUCUUCAGUCCGGCACCGAAGCCAUUAUCCUGAGGAACUGGCUUAGGGGUCUGACUGUUUCGGCCGUUGAGGGCGCCUCCAAAGAUGCUCCCAAAAGCUCUGGCCUAUCGUCUCGAACAACUGCUGCCAAAGCUGCGACUAGCAAGCCGGUCAAGAAAAGGAAGAAAAGGAAAGCUGAAGAUCUUGACGACUUCAUCGUCGACAGCGAUGGAGAGAUGGCUGAAAUGGACGAACUCACUGGUCCGGAGGAUUUGAUAACUGGAGAGUUAGGACGCGCUCAAAAAAGAUCCGUAGUCCGGACCGGUGAUCUCGAAUCUCGAAAUGGCCGUCCAAGCAAGGUGGCGAAUGCCGUGUUGCUGAGUGGACCGCACGGAUGCGGCAAGACAGCUGCUGUUUAUGCCGUUGCGAAGGAGCUCGGUUUCGAAGUCUUCGAGAUCAACCCGGGCAGUCGUCGAAGCGGCAAGGAUGUGCUCGACAAGAUCGGCGACAUGGUGGAAAAUCAUCUUGUUCAGCGAGGUUCUGGAGGUUCCACCGCCGGGAGUGUUGCAGAUGAUAUGUCACGCCUUUCGGACGCCCUCAACAAGGACCUCCAGAGCGGUCGGCAAGGCACCAUGAACACUUUCUUCAAGCCCGCCAUUCAGAAAAAAGCUUCACCAAAGAGCGAGCACCAAACUGCCAAGCCCCGCAAGGAUACGUUGAAGGAGGCUGCGAAGCAAUCCCAGCCGCGGCAGCAAAAGCAAUCCCUAAUUCUGCUCGAAGAGGUUGACGUACUCUUCGAAGAGGACAAGCAGUUCUGGAUGACCGUUUUCAAUCUCCUAAACCACUCCAAACGCCCGAUCAUCAUGACAUGCAACGACGAGAACCUCAUCCCUCUAGACGCUCUUUCGUUACAUGCCAUACUCCGGCUCAUCCCACCGCCGUCCGAUCUUACUACAGACUAUCUUCUCCUCCUGGCAGCGAAUGAAGGCCACUUACUCAAGCGCGAGGCCGUCUUAAGCCUUUACGAGUCAAAACAGCAUGACCUCAGAGCUAGCCUUACAGAGCUCAACUUCUGGUGUCAGAUAGCAGUGGGCGACCAAAAGGGCGGGUUGGAAUGGAUGUUUCAACGGUGGCCACCUGGCAGCGACGUGGAUGAACAUGGCCGCACCAUUCGGGUUGCCAGCAAAGGAACGUAUCAAGCGGGCAUGGGCUGGCUUGGCCGUGAUUUAAUCGCUGCAACCGAACAUGUCGGCUUUGACAGGGAUUUUGAGGUGCUCCGCGAGAUUUGGGACAACUGGCACUUGUCAGCGGACUGGGAUCAUGACAGUUUUCAGAGUACCGCUUGUUUGGAAUUACUUGGAGAUGGGGAUUCUUUGGCGAAAGACACUAAGGCUCUGAGUGAUUUGGAGAGCCUGCUGGAUGCGGCGAGUGCGGCCGAUGUGUACUGCAAGAUCGGCCUUACCACUGGCAGACAGGAGAGCAUCGACACCACCCAACCUCCGAUAACCGACAAGGCACGCUCGAACUACAUCGAAGGCCAACCGGUCCUUCAAGCCGACCCCAUCACCGACUACUCCGCCACAGACACCAAGCUCGCCCUAAGCACGCACCUAAGCAUCGAACGCCAACUCGCCGCCUCCGACUCUACCGAACUCGAGCCCACUUGUCAGCCGCUCACUGAAUCAACUCUAAUCAACCACAUCCGAGCUUACACGAACCACACCCGCACCCACGAGCCCCUCACCCGUACCGCCUUCUCCACCGCCUUCGACCCCAUCUCCGAGCCCGCCCUCCACGCCUCCCACUCCACCACCACCGCACUAACAGCCUCGUCCUUCGACCGCCCCUUCAGCAUCCUCACGACCGAUCUCGCGCCAUAUGUGAGGAGCAUUGCGGCCUAUGAUCUCAGGCUCGAGGAACAGCGGGUGCGGCUUAGUGGCCUGCUUUCGGAGGGUGGACGUGGGAACGGGAAGAGGGUCCGCACGACGAGGGCCGCGAGGAGUGCGCUCGAGGGCGGGAAGAGGGAGAACACGAGGCGGGAGAGGUGGUUUGGGAAAGAGCUGAAUCUUGCUUUGGUGUUGAGGACGGGUGGAAAGGAAUGGGCUGGCGCGGUUGGCGGCAUGAGGGAGGGGGAUGGGGUGGCUGGGUCUGUAGCUGGGUCCGCGGAUGAGGGGAGUGCGGUGGAUAGGCAGCUAGAUGCUGAGUAG
Molecule: messenger RNA, 3885 nt
Organism: Coniosporium apollinis CBS 100218
Lineage: Eukaryota; Fungi; Ascomycota; Dothideomycetes
Exons: 3
Coding region: 1-3885 (1294 amino acids)
Cellular component (GO): nucleus
Molecular function (GO): ATP hydrolysis activity; DNA binding; ATP binding
Source: RefSeq, a predicted model, not a curated record